Messenger RNA from Rosa chinensis, 2720 nucleotides. RefSeq lists its product as uncharacterized. Gene Ontology annotation, molecular function: protein binding. The record is from RefSeq and is a predicted model, not a curated record. The transcript is spliced from 8 exons. NCBI's taxonomy places the organism in Eukaryota, Viridiplantae, Streptophyta, Magnoliopsida, Rosales, Rosaceae. Bases 258 to 2462 code for a protein of 734 amino acids.
CACUAAUCCCUCCGUCAGCCUUCUUCCCCGUUGUUUUCCAGCACCGACUUCAUCUUCGGCAUCACCGGCGUCGUCGUCUCUAAGGCUGUGAUUGAUUGAAUGAUCUACUUUGGACCAGCUCGACCAGAUGCAACUACUUUGGAGUCGGAGCUCCGAACACCGACGAGAAACGUAACGAGGUCUCUUCUGGGCUCACCCAAAACCCAUUUCAAGGAUGUGACAUAGCAUAUGAGAAUGAUGAACCAGUAGCUGAUGAUAUGGUUGCUACGGGUAAUUCAACUCCAGUCUUGUCGCUCCGAUUACCAGAAGAAGGAAAGGAUUCGACUUUAUGUCUAAGGAUGUAUAGAGCUGCACUAAAAGGUGAUUGGGAAGAGGCAGAAGAAACAAUAAACAAAGAUGAGUCAAUAGUGCGUUGUGGGAUCUCAUUAGGAUCAUAUACUGCCCUUCAUGUUGCUGUGGGAGCGCGACAAGUCCAAUUUGUGGAGAAGUUGGUGGAAAAGAUGCAACCAAAGGACUUGAGACUUCAAGACGAAACGAGCAAUACAGCUUUCUGUCUAGCUGCUGCCGCUGGAUCUUUAGAAAUUGCUAAAAUUAUGAUACGGAAAGAUCCAGACCUGCCAGGACUACUGGGUUCCAAAGGAAGAACGCCACUCUAUUUUGCUGCUUUGUUUGGACAUCAGAAAAUGGCUGCAUGUUUGUACUCUCUAGCGUCAAAAGAAGAAAACCUACAAGAACUAUUUUUCACUUGCAUUAAAUCUGGUCUCUACGGUUUAGCCUCGUUGAUGCUAAAAAAGAAUCCCCAAUUUGCCUGGCAACGUGAUAAAGAGGGACAGACAGCCUUGCAUUUGUUGGCUAUAAAGCCUUCAGCAUUUACCUCUAAAACUCCUCAAGGAAUAUGUAUGAAGGUCAAAUAUUUGACAUCAAAAAUAUGCAUCAGACUCACACAAUGUCUUACCUCGAGAAUACUAAAGAUAUGUGCAGAGCUUGCAAGUGAAUUAGAUAAGAAUGAUCAUCAGUUAACCACAGUACUGGAUUUAUUAGCUCAUGAAAAAUCUUCGGUACCCACCAAGAAAAAAGAAAAAAAUCCUUCCAUAUUACCCACCAAGAAAGGUAAAAAUGCUUCGGUACCUGUCACUGACAGUUGGGGAAUACGGAAAGGGCUUUCAUCACCUUGUAGCCGAUUACGGAAAAAGCUUGAAAGAUCGUUUGCUUUGAAAGUGCUGGAAACGUAUCCAGAGCUUCUUCUAGAACUGGAUGGGGAUAAUUUAAGAGUUGCCUUGAGCAAUUUAUUGAAUCAAGAGCAUGCAACAUCUGCCUCUGGACUACUGCGAGAAAUACUCGAGCGAAAUGAAAAUUCAGCCCAAGCAUUAGUCAAAGACCUCUGGGACGAAGUUAUGAAACAAGACUACCCAAAAUUCAAAGACAUAUUAACAAGGCCUACGCAUCUAUUGUUUGACGCGGCAGAAUCAGGAAAUUCUAAGUUUGUAGCGCAGCUGAUUCACGAUUCUCCUGAUUUGAUAUGGGAAACUACUGAUGAUGACAGAAAUUGGACCAUAAUACAUGCAGCAGUUAAGAACCGCAAUGAGAGGAUCUUUAGUUUAAUAUACAAGAUCGGGCUGAUCAAGGAUGUCAUAGCUACCUUCAGAGACAAAGAAAAUGGUAAUACUAUACUUCAUUUGGUUGCAAAGUUAGCUCCAACUAGUCAGUUGAAUAAAUUACCUGGAGCAGCUUUCCAGAUGCAGCGGGAAUUAUUAUGGUUUGAGGAGGUGAAAAAGAUAAUGCGACCUUCACAUAUAGAGAUGAAAAAUAACAAUUCAGCCGAUGGCAUAACACCUCAAGAUUUAUUCUCUGAGCAGCAUGAUGAAUUAUUGAAAGCUGGACAAGAAUGGAUGAAUGGGACUGCACGAUCAUGCACACUUCUCUCGACGCUUAUCGCAAGUGCUUUGUUUGCGGCCAUAGUUACUGUUUCCGUCGCUGGAAAUCAUCCUUUACAAAAGACCUCAUUUCGGAUUUUCAUCAUUUCAGAUGCGAUAGCAUGUUUGUUGGCCUUGAUAUCAACAUUAACAUUCAUGGCUAUCCUCACCUCACCGUAUGCUGAAAGAGAUUUUCUCAUAGACUUACCCGGCAAGUUGAAAACCGGACUGGCAUUUCUCUUGGUUUCUAUCAUAACCAUGAUGGUGGCGUUUAGCUCCUCUAUUUUCAUUGGUUACGGCCGUAAGGACUUCCUCUCAAGUCUUGUAACUGUUCUUGCACUUCUGACGGGGGUUGUGUCAAUUGUUCAGCAGUGGCAGCUGUUGAGCAUUGCAUUUGGUUCUGCAUCCUCUUCCGAGUCUUUAUUUACGGAAAGUGAAACCGUGCUUCAGUCCAAUAAGAAACUAACCGUACCCCAGAUGAAAAAGAAAGAACCGUCCAGAGUACGUCAGUCAAAGAGAAAAACAAACCGUUCUUCAACAAGAAACUAAAUUUUAUGUUUUCGUUCCAUGCCUAUGCAUAUGCUUAUGGGAAUAAAUAUGUCAGUUCUGUAAAGAUAUUUAUGGAGGAGGCGAUCUGUUGUCCCCAAAAACCUUAUGGGCCCUUUUGGAAAUAGGAAUUUGGGAGUGUGGAUUUGGAUUUAGAACCCCCAAAUUCAAAUCUACCUCUAUUUGGUUUUCUAUUUUGAGGUGAACUUGGAUUUGAGAUCUAUUCCUUAAAAAUCCACGCUCUAAUUUACUUAAGAAUUU